AUGUCGACAAGAGACGUACCAAUGGGCUGGCGCACGCGGCCGUGCUCGAGACUCGGAAGAAAUGUCAAACUCGUUCUGAGUUCAACAGUGCUAAGUACUACAAUUGUAUACUUCCGGUUUGCUAUUCGCAAGACGUUAUUCGCCGUUGCAGAUCAGCCUGAAUAUGUCGUUCAAAUGUCGGCUGUUGGUUCAAUCGGAACCUCCCGCGCCCCCGAGGGUAAUAUGCUGGGCAUAUGGUGCAUGAGAAUGACUUCUACUUAUCUAUGGAUCACCCUUAACAUUGAUCCGGAACGCGAAACACAGGAACUCUGCGAAGAACCAUUUGACAGCAUCUAUUGCUUGAAAUAUGCUGGCAAGCUUGGCUUGCUCACUCUGUUCGCUGCCAGCCAGGUUAUUACCACGCCUUUUUACUUUCCGGUAACGAAGAGUCAAAUGGGUCAAGCUGAAGAUGUGACUGGUAUAGAUGGUAUAUUAUUGUUUGCUGCGACGCGGAUAGUUCGGAUCUUCGAUGAGCAUUCUGACAGCACCAUUGUGGAAACACCAUAA
Suillus subaureus is the source of this 546-nucleotide messenger RNA. RefSeq lists its product as uncharacterized. Bases 1 to 546 code for a protein of 181 amino acids. The record is from RefSeq and is a predicted model, not a curated record. NCBI's taxonomy places the organism in Eukaryota, Fungi, Basidiomycota, Agaricomycetes, Boletales, Suillaceae. The transcript is spliced from 4 exons.